AGAAUUCCCCCAAUUUCACACAAUAACAAUAAUAAUCUCUAAUUUUCCUUUCGUUAAUUUUACAAAUCAAACCUUGAAAUUAGAUUAGCAUAUUUUCUCUAAUCACUUAAAUCUCUCUUAAUUUUACUCUCUCUCUCUCUCUCUCUUUUUUUUAAAUUUAAUUAUAUCAUCAUAAGAAUGAGCGCAGUAAACAUAACUAACGUCACGGUGCUGGACAAUCCGGCGUCAUUUCUCACACCUUUCCAGUUUGAAAUAUCUUACGAAUGUGUUUCCUCACUUAAAGAAGAUUUGGAGUGGAAGCUCAUUUAUGUUGGAUCUGCAGAGGAUGAAACUUAUGACCAACUGUUAGAAAGUGUACUCGUCGGUCCUGUCAACGUGGGAAACUAUCGUUUUGUUUUGCAGGCAGACCCUCCCGACCCAUCAAAGAUUCGUGAAGAAGAUAUAAUUGGAGUGACAGUGCUUUUGCUAACCUGCUCAUAUGUCGGUCACGAAUUCAUACGAGUGGGAUAUUAUGUGAACAAUGACUAUGAUGAUGAGAAGUUAAAGGAAGAACCUCCACAAAAAGUGAUUAUUGAUAAGGUCCAAAGGAACAUAUUAACAGACAAGCCGAGAGUGACAAAGUUUCCGAUUAACUUUCACCCAGAAAACACUGAAAGUGGAGAUCAAGAAGCCCCUCCACCUGAAGCCAACGCAAACGAACAACCGCCUAAUUCACCUGGUAGUAAUCCCAUAGACAAGGGGGAGCCCUAAGUCUAGUUCUAGAUGCCAACUUUCUCUUUAAUAGUUCAAUAGUGAACUGUAAACAUGUUUAGUUUUUAUUUUAUUUUAUUUUAUUUUUUUAUGUUAAUGGAUUCGUUUAAAUGGUGAUAGAUGAAAUUUCAAUUG
Messenger RNA from Erigeron canadensis, 885 nucleotides. Its product is annotated as probable histone chaperone ASF1A. NCBI's taxonomy places the organism in Eukaryota, Viridiplantae, Streptophyta, Magnoliopsida, Asterales, Asteraceae. Gene Ontology annotation, cellular component: nucleus. Gene Ontology annotation, biological process: DNA replication-dependent chromatin assembly. Gene Ontology annotation, molecular function: histone binding. The coding region runs from base 178 to 750 and encodes 190 amino acids. The record is from RefSeq and is a predicted model, not a curated record. The transcript is spliced from 3 exons.